AUGAGUAAAUACGAUUUGACAUGGCGUUUGGCGGAUUUCUUGGACCCUCAUUUGAUUAUUCCGCUGUUUGAAUUUUUGGCAGAUCGCAAGAUGUACGACAUCAAGGAAGUUCUGAAGGUCCGCUCGGAAUUUCUCUGUAGAACGAGUAUGGUUGAUGAAUUGAUUGACACGUAUGUCAUACUGAAGGAGCCAGUACCUCCAGAACUUUACGAACGUCGGAAAGCGGUUAUCGAAAGUCGAACCAGUAUGCAGGACCAGAUUGUUGAAGAAAUGUUGUGUGUUGACUGUUAUCCCUCUUUCUUUCAGUUUCAUCCUGACAUGUUAGACAUGCUGUAUAGGUUCGCACAGCUUCAGUACGAUUGCGGUGAUUAUGCUGCUUCCUCCGAGUAUCUGUAUUUUUAUCGACUGCUGGUAAGUCAGCAUCACAAUAACUACCUGAGUGCAUUGUGGGGUAAAGUCGCGUCAACCAUUCUUCAGCAGCACUGGGACACGGCUAGGGAAGACUUAUUGCGCCUUAAGGCGUAUAUCGACAACAACCCCUUCGAAACCGAAUUGGAACUUUUGCAUCAGCGGGCGUGGUUUAUCCACUGGGGACUGUUCGUCUAUUUCAACAGCAAGAAGGGUAUAGACGAGAUUGUGGAGACAUUUCUGAACCCAAACAUUCAGACGCUGUGCCCUCACAUCCUCCGGUACCUCACUGCAGCAGUUAUCAUUAAUAAGAAAAAGAAGCAGUGUCUCAAGGAGUUGGUUCGCAUAAUUCAAGUGGAAUCUUACCACUACAGAGAUUCUGUGACUGAAUUUGUGGAAUGUCUUUACGUUCACUAUAAUUUUGACGGUGCUCAGCAGAAACUGCGAGAAUGCGAGGAGGUACUCGCUAACGACUUUUUCCUUGUCGCUUGUCUGAACGAAUUCAUCGAAUCUGCCCGUUUGUUAAUUUUCGAAAUGUAUUGCCGCAUACAUCAGUGCAUAUCGAUCAGAAACAUCGCUGAAAAAUUGAACAUGACACCUGAAGAAUCCGAAAAGUGGAUAGUCAAUUUAAUUCGGAACGCGAGACUGGAUGCAAAGAUCGAUGCGAAGCUUGGUCUAGUGGUUAUGGGCACCAAGGCUGUGAGCGUUUAUGAGCAGGUGAUGGAGAAUACGAAAUUGCUGUCAUUUCGUGCCCAGUCGUUGGCGUUUCAGAUAGAAAAGUUGCAGUCUGAAAAGCAGAAGUCGACUAUUUUUCCGUAUCAAAUGAGAAAAUAG
This is a messenger RNA of Soboliphyme baturini, 1242 nucleotides long. NCBI's taxonomy places the organism in Eukaryota, Metazoa, Nematoda, Enoplea, Dioctophymatida, Soboliphymatidae. The record is from the annotation of a GenBank genome assembly.